UCUCAUGAAUCACCCUUUUGUCUUAUCUCUUAUUAAUUUUUCCACUCCCAUAUGUGUCAAUAAGCAAUCAUGCGCAUUUCACCACACGUAUUUUUGCUUUGACGUUUUGUUUUGGUCAAAUAGUAGACUCGUUUAAGUCAAGAAGAGUUGUGUAUUGAUUUGUUCUAAAUUCGUACUAAAAAAAAUUAUAUCGUCAAAAUGACAAUUUUGACGAAACCGUUUUCAGAAAAGAAAGGCGACAAAGCCGUAACUCCGUUGGUAUUAAAUGAACAAGCUACGCCCCCGUCGGCUCCCGAAGAUGUCGAAUCCCAACAACGCAGGAUGCCGCGCAUCCUCAUUUUUCCUACGGGUACAAGUCCGCAUCGCGUCACUACAGCCACUACGUUAUGUCUUCUUUUAACGGCCAUAUCAGUUGUCGGCGUUGGUAUAGUUGGCGGAAAGAUUUUAUACGAUCAGUAUCUCCGAGCGGCACCGAAACAAUACGAAUUCGAUGGUUCCCGAUUCGAAGGAUGGGCUCAGAUACCUUUGAAAAACGCGUACGAUGAUACAGAAGUAGAUGAAACUGACGAUUUUCUAAAUAAAAUAUUCCCAACAGAAAAUUACCCUGAUAUGUGGAGCGACGAAGACGAAGAGUUCCAAAAGAAAAUCGUCAAGGAUUAUUUCCAAGAGAAUUUCGAAAUAAACGACGACGAAAAAUACGAAAAAAUCGACGUGCCUGAUUUCAGAGACGGUCGCAGCGGUCGUUUCAUCCACGAUUUCAAUACUAAUACCACGGGUAUUAUCGAUAUAACGGGUCACAGGUGUUUCGUUAUGCCUUUGAAUAGAGACAACGUUUUGCCGCCGAAAUCGCUCUUCGAUUUGAUACACAAAAUGUGGGAGGGAUAUUACAAAGUCAACACAGACAUCGUCAGAAGAAACAUGAAAGUCGUACUUCCCCCCAUUAAAGAUACGAAAAGCAUUGGAGGGUACAUAUCGAGUGAAUGCGAUGGUUUACCAAUCUAUAGAUUAGAAAAUUACGUCGGAGGUGUUGUUAAGAGAUCGGCGGAUGAAGAGAAAGAAGCCGUUUUCUCUCAAUUCGCUGGUCAAGGUCUUUUCCAAAUUGAUAUUGCAAAUUGGAACGAAGUGCGUGCUUAUGAAGAGAAUUUGAAUAAGCAUUAGACACAUUUACAUAUAUAAAUAUAUAGAUUAUUUGAAUAUCUUAUAUUGAAUAUUAUAUAUAUAUAUAAAAAAUUGGAAUAUCUAGUUGAAAAUUUCACUUUUGCAUUUCGCUUUUCAUCAUUUUAAAAUAUAUUCUUUUAUAGCGUAGACGUCCUUGUAUGUGUUGAAAAAAGUACUCGUGUCAUAGUUUUGGUGCUUAUUUUGGAAAUUUUUUUCUUAUAAUUGUUGUAAAGUAGGGCGGUAAAUUGAAACACUUUUUCUCAGUGUAAAAUAAUCGCACCAUAUUUGUUAAUCAUAAAUAAAAUACCAGUUGGAUAAAUCGAUAAUUUUUGUUGUGUAUUUUUUAAAUAAAUUUGAAAAACCGUA
Diorhabda carinulata is the source of this 1524-nucleotide messenger RNA. Its product is annotated as integral membrane protein 2B. Gene Ontology annotation, biological process: negative regulation of amyloid precursor protein biosynthetic process. The coding region runs from base 199 to 1158 and encodes 319 amino acids. Gene Ontology annotation, cellular component: Golgi apparatus; extracellular exosome; plasma membrane. The transcript has 6 exons. Lineage: Eukaryota; Metazoa; Arthropoda; Insecta; Coleoptera; Chrysomelidae. The record is from RefSeq and is a predicted model, not a curated record. Gene Ontology annotation, molecular function: amyloid-beta binding.